Molecule: messenger RNA, 1340 nt
Organism: Lolium perenne
Lineage: Eukaryota; Viridiplantae; Streptophyta; Magnoliopsida; Poales; Poaceae
Product: 1-aminocyclopropane-1-carboxylate oxidase homolog 1-like
Source: RefSeq, a predicted model, not a curated record
AUGGCUUCUGCGUUGGAUCGUUUCCAAGAGCUCAAGGCCUUCGACGACACCAAGUCCGGUGUCAAGGGCCUCGUCGACGCAGGCAUCAGUACUGUACCGGCCAUCUUCCACCACCCACCGGGAUCCCUCGCACAUAACAAUACUCAUGACCACCACUUCGGCAUCCCGGUAAUCGACCUCGCUGGCGCGUGGAUACCGUCCCGACGUGCCAAGCUGGUCAGUGAGGUGAAGUCGGCCGCGGAGACAGUCGGCUUCUUCCAGGCGGUGAACCAUGGCAUGCCGGAGGCGGCCAUGUCGCAGAUGCUCGCGGCAGUGCGGAGCUUCCACGAGGAGCCAGUGGAGGCGAAGCGCCUAUACUACACGCGGGACGCCGACAGGCGUGUGAGGUACCAGACUAACUUCGAUCUGUUCCAGUCGCCGGCGGCUAACUGGCGCGACACCCUCUACUUUGAGAUGGAGCCGAAUGGGCCGACGCUAGAGGAGAUCCCGCCGGCGUGCAGAGGCGUGGUGACGGAUUACACGAAGUCAGUGCGGACGCUGGGCGACACGGUGCUGGAGCUGCUAUCGGAGGCUCUGGGCCUCCACCGUGGGUACCUCGAGCAUGCCACCGGGGGCCUAGAGGGGCUGAAGAUCACGGCCCACUACUACCCGGCGUGUCCAGAGCCGCAUCUCACCAUGGGAACCACCAGACACUCUGACCCGAGCUUUUUCACAGUGCUACUCCAGGAUGGCAUCGGCGGCCUCCAGGUAAUCGUCGAGGACGAAAAGCUGCAGCCGAUAUGGGUGGACGUGCCGUUCGUGGCCGGCGCACUCAUCGUCAAUAUCGGCGACUUCCUGCAGCUGAUAUCCAACGACAGGUUCAAGAGCGUGGAGCACCGUGUGGUGUCCAAGAGCGUUGGACCUCGGGUGUCGGUGGCAUGUUUCUUCCAGUCGCAUGGCGCAGCGGUGUACAGCCCGAUCAUACCGGAGGGUGACCCGAGCCCUCAGCUGUACAGAAGCACUACGGUGGAGGAGAUGCUCCAACACUUUAGGGAGAAGGGCCUCGAUGGCAGCUCCACCCUCCAACAUUUUAGGGUUUAAUCAGCCCUAUCUCUAGCCCCCUAGUACUUGUGAUCCAAAUUGGCGUUUGGAUUUGUAUGCAUAUGUGCAUCUUUAUCGUUUCUUGACCACAUGAAAUGGAAUUAGCAGACACUCAUUAAUGUAAACUCGCAUACUACUCAAAUUUAGUGUGCAUAAAUUGCACUUGUAAUCACACAUACUAGAUGAUGCCCCGCGCAUUGUUGUGAAAAAAAUAUUUAAGAUAGUGUAAAACAAAAGGUUCAGUCGAACCUUUCGAUAUA